Molecule: messenger RNA, 732 nt
Organism: Aspergillus niger
Lineage: Eukaryota; Fungi; Ascomycota; Eurotiomycetes; Eurotiales; Aspergillaceae
Exons: 6
Coding region: 1-732 (243 amino acids)
Source: RefSeq, a predicted model, not a curated record
AUGGGUAUUUGUGCGCAGUAUGGACAGGCCGGGGGCCAGGAGUUCAACAUCCCGAUAGCAAGAUACACGCUCUAUCCGCUUUGCAAAGUUCUCGCGCAAUAUUCCGCGGCUUGCUCGGGACAAAAAGCGAAUCUGUCCGACCCUUUCUUUGACUCAGACCUAGACAUAUACUCAGGUCCCCGCCCAACUUGUGAAUUCACUGCCGACACGGGUGUGCGUGUCUGCGCACAAUGUAAACUGAGCAAGAAUAAAGUGCGACAAAGCUCCUUCCCAGCAUGCCCAUUCUGUAUGCACACUAUUUGGUCGAUUCGUUACCGAGAGUCUGCAGACAGCAACCGGCUCUCGGUGUCGUCAGGGCUGUGUCGUAGGGCGCUUACAAUUGCCGUCUGCUUGAAAGCAACUCCAAGCGCCAGUGCCUCUUUCCUUUUCUUGCUAUACAAGAGCGCCAGACUCGUGUCAUUGUUUGCAUCGAAACGAUACGGUGGAAGCCAGCCUACACCAGUCUACCUCGAUGUAGCGCACCACCUACGCCUCCAAUACCACCGGAGUGAGACUAGCACAGCAAAACCAUAUUCUCCCCAAUUGGCUGUCUUAUACUCCCUAUUCUGCUCGGGGCACGCUCUCCCCUCGAGCGGGCUCACCAACUUUGCGCAAUUAGGGGAAGAUCUAGAAGCAUCAUCAUCUAAUCCGACAAAGGACAAGUCAGCGGGCGGGGCAGUAGGUGAGUUUUAG